GAAUGAGGUAUGAUACAUGUAAUAUUUUUAAUCUUCGAUGUAAUGGAUGUAAUGACAAUGGUAAACUAAUUAUUCUUUUUUUAGCUCAAGGUAUUUUAUCAGAUUUUUUCAAAUAAUGACGUUUCUUGCAUCUGUACUUAUUUAGGAAUAUCACAAGAUCCUAUUACCAAAGAUGUUAUGAUUAUUAUGCCAUAUUAUAGUUCGGGUGAUUUGUCACAUUAUUUAAGUAAUGAAUUUUAUAAUAUUGAUUGGCAUACAAAAUCUAAAAGAUUAUGGGAAAUAGCACAAGGGCUUUUUUAUAUACAUGUAAAAGAUAUUAUUCAUAGAGAUUUACAUAGUGGAAAUAUCUUUCUUAAAGAUAUUAUUAAUAGAGAUUUACAUAGUGGAAAUAUCUUGCUUGAAGAUAUGCUUGCAUAUAUAGGUGAUCUGGGAAUAAGUAAAUCGGCAAUUGAAUAUACAGAAAAUAAUGAUGAGAGAUAUGGUAUUAUUCCUUAUAUGGCGCCAGAGAUUUUUCAAGGACGAAAAUAUACUACAGCCUCAGAUAUAUACAGUUUUGGGAUGAUUAUGUGGGAAUUUAUGACAGGUAGAAGACCUUUUUGGGAUAGAAUUCAUGAUACAGAACUUAUAAUUGAAAUAUGUGAUGGUUUAAGACCACCAAUUGUUACAAAUGCACCCGAAGGAUAUAUUGAAUUAAUGAAAGAAUGCUGGAAUUCUGAUCCAAAUAAAAGACCGAAAGCUACUGUUUUAAGAGACAAAAUGCAGGAAAUAUUCAAUAUUGAAGGCAAAAAUAUGAAUCCAACUAAAAUUAUAAAAUCGUCAGAUAUUGGGCCAGUAGCAACAAAUAAUCCAGGUGCAAUUUAUAAGAGUAGACAUUUAAGUGGUAUGAUUCAAUCUGCAAUGUCAACAAGAAGUUUAAGAGGCAAGUCUAUAACUGCAGAAGUUGGUAAAAGGAAGUUUGAAGAUAACCAAGCUAAAAACUGUUUUGAUGGAGAUAAAUUUAUUAAAAAGAUUAGAUCAAUUGAAACUGAGGAUAAUGGUAAAAUAAUACUUUUGUAUCUUUGUAUUAAUUCCUAAUAAAAUUUAUUUAUUUUCAUUUAUUUAGAUUAUAUUACGCAAGAAUUUGAAUUGGACAUUGAUAUAAAUUAUUCUAAAAAAUAUAUUGAUGAUGAAAGUAAG
Molecule: messenger RNA, 1176 nt
Organism: Rhizophagus irregularis DAOM 181602=DAOM 197198
Lineage: Eukaryota; Fungi; Glomeromycota; Glomeromycetes; Glomerales; Glomeraceae
Source: RefSeq, a predicted model, not a curated record